This is a messenger RNA of Strongylocentrotus purpuratus (purple sea urchin), 1273 nucleotides long. Its product is annotated as putative methyltransferase DDB_G0268948. The coding region runs from base 82 to 897 and encodes 271 amino acids. Gene Ontology annotation, molecular function: S-adenosylmethionine-dependent methyltransferase activity. The transcript is spliced from 7 exons. NCBI's taxonomy places the organism in Eukaryota, Metazoa, Echinodermata, Echinoidea, Camarodonta, Strongylocentrotidae. The record is from RefSeq and is a predicted model, not a curated record.
UAGCUCGGGUGGUCAAUACAACACUGCAAACCACUAAACUUCGAUUUUCUGCAAUUCCGUUAGCUGUAAAGUUCAUCCACCAUGUCGUACAGGUUAUUUGAGGGGGUUAAGCAGGUUGAUCACUACAUCAAAUUUAGGCCUACUUAUCCAGCAGAAUUAUUUCACAAGAUAAUGUCCUUCUUGAGUAAAAAGAGGCCACCUCCCCACCAGCUGCUUGUAGACGUUGGUUGUGGAUCUGGCCAGGGGACCUAUGGCUUGAGCUCACAAUUUGAACGAGCAAUCGGUUUUGACAUAAGCAAGGCACAGGUGGAGGCAGCAACAAAGGCAAAUACUGCCCCCAAUGUUGAAUUCAAAGUUUCACCAGCCGAAACUCUACCUCUUGAAGACCACUCUGUGGACCUCAUCACAUGUUCCCAGGCAGUUCAUUGGUUGGAUUUCCAGGCCUUCUGUAAUGAAUGUAGACGAGUCUUGAAGCCAAAUGGAUGCCUAGCCAUUGUCGGCUAUGCAAACAUUUCCUUGGACCACAAGAAUAACGAUGUCAGGAAUAAACUGGAAGAAUACUUUGAUGAGAUUUACAACAAAGAGCUUGGUCCCUUCUGGAAUGAGAAGAGAAGACUUGUUGAAGAUAAACUACCAGGUUAUGAGAUACCUUUUCCAGACUUUGUGAGGGAUGACACAUUGGAGAUGAGAAUGCAGUGGUCAGUGUCUCAUCUCAUUGGUUAUAUCAGAAGCUGGUCAGCCUAUGCAAAGUACCUGGAAGUUAACCCAUCUGGUCAAAUUCUUGAGGAGUACCAUAAGAAGGUCAUGUCAGCUGUAGCUAGUCCUGGCUCAUCAUCAGACGAUACCAUUCUUGAUGUAUCCUAUCCACUCACCUUGCUACUGGGUCGAGUUUCGUGAAAAUCGAUGACAUGUAUGGAUAAGAUGCGAUAAUGUCUAUUAUAUAGUAGAUUGCAAUAUAUUUGUCAAGUGUUUAGAAUCAAGUAGAAUCUGAAUUCUGAAUGUCUAUGCCGCGGCCAAACUUUGAAACAAAUGUAACCCUCUUAUCUUUUAGAUCCCUUGUUGACCAUACACUGCGAGACAAACGAAUAUCACUAGCGAUAUUAUUUUUCGAAAGAUAUGAUUACAUAUCAAUUUUGUUAUAUGCAUUAUUGCAUUGUGUACAUAACUCCCUAUCAACUCUCUGCAUAACUGAAAUAAUAAAGAACUGUUUUAUAUCACGUAAAGUAUCAUGGUAUAUUUCUAUUAAAAGAUUGAUAUUAUAAAGUAAAUAGGA